Messenger RNA from Thamnophis elegans (Western terrestrial garter snake), 614 nucleotides. Its product is annotated as 60S ribosomal protein L21. Gene Ontology annotation, molecular function: structural constituent of ribosome. The coding region runs from base 93 to 575 and encodes 160 amino acids. Gene Ontology annotation, biological process: translation. The transcript is spliced from 6 exons. Gene Ontology annotation, cellular component: cytosolic large ribosomal subunit; ribosome. Lineage: Eukaryota; Metazoa; Chordata; Lepidosauria; Squamata; Natricidae. The record is from RefSeq and is a predicted model, not a curated record.
CUUCUUUCUUUUCGGCCUGUGGACGCCAUCUUGAAGGUACCCGCUGCAGUUGGGCUGCUCUUUUUUUCCGUCGGGCCCCGUGAUCUGUCAAGAUGACAAACACAAAGGGAAAGAGGAGAGGGACACGUUAUAUGUUCUCAAGACCCUUUCGCAAACAUGGUGUUGUCCCUCUUGCUACCUACAUGCGAAUCUAUAAGAAGGGUGAUAUUGUUGAUAUUAAGGGCACAGGAACAGUUCAAAAAGGCAUGCCCCACAAAUGUUACCAUGGCAAGACUGGAAGAGUAUAUAACAUUACUCAGCAUGCUGUGGGCAUUAUUGUGAACAAGAAGGUUAAAGGCAAGAUCCUUGCUAAGAGAAUCAACGUGCGCAUUGAACACAUUAAGCAUUCUAAGAGCAGAGACAGUUUUUUGCAGCGUGUGAAGGAAAAUGAAAGGAAGAAAAAUGAAGCAAAGGAAAAGGGCACUUGGUUUGAGUUAAAACGCCAGCCUGCACCUCCAAGAGAAGCUCACUUUGUUAGAACCAAUAACAAAGAGCCAGAGUUGCUGGAACCAAUUCCUUAUGAAUUCAUGGCAUAGUCUGUAUGAACAAAAUAAAAUAACAUGAAAAGAAUUGAA